Ochotona curzoniae (black-lipped pika) is the source of this 4728-nucleotide messenger RNA. RefSeq names its product GLI family zinc finger 2 (gene GLI2). Bases 1 to 4728 code for a protein of 1575 amino acids. The transcript is spliced from 14 exons. The record is from RefSeq and is a predicted model, not a curated record. Gene Ontology annotation, biological process: smoothened signaling pathway; regulation of transcription by RNA polymerase II. Gene Ontology annotation, molecular function: DNA-binding transcription factor activity, RNA polymerase II-specific; RNA polymerase II cis-regulatory region sequence-specific DNA binding. Gene Ontology annotation, cellular component: nucleus. Lineage: Eukaryota; Metazoa; Chordata; Mammalia; Lagomorpha; Ochotonidae.
AUGGAGGCAUCUGCCCCCGCCACUGCCCUGGAGAAGAAAGAAGGCAAAGGUGGGAUCCUGGAGACCAGCGCUUUCCCUGACCCCGGCAAAAAGGCCGCUCCUCUUGCUCUGGCAGCGGCUGUGGCCGCCCAAGGAGUGCCCCAGCACCUCCUGCCACCGUUCCACGCACCCUUGACUAUUGACAUGCGCCAUCAGGAGGGACGCUACCAUUACGAGCCACAUUCUGUCCACGGCGUGCCCGGGCCUCCUACCGUGAGCGGCAGCCCCGUCAUCUCCGACCUCUCCUUGAUCCGACUGUCCCCACACCCUGCCGGGCCUGGCGAGUCCCCCUUUAGCGCACCCCACGCGUACAUGAAUCCCCACGUGGAGCACUACCUCCGUUCUGUGCACAGCAGUCCCACGCUCUCCAUGAUCUCCGCGGCGAGGGGCCUCAGCCCUGCAGAUGUGGCCCACGAGCACCUGAAAGAAAGAGGGCUAUUUGGCCUCCCCGCCCCUGGUGCCAACCCCUCUGACUAUUACCAUCAGAUGACGCUCAUGGCCGGCCACCCCGCGCCCUAUGGGGAUCUGCUCCCACAGACCGGGCCUGCAGCUGGCACACCACAUCUCCAUGACUACCUCAACCCAGUGGAGGUGUCGCGCUUCUCCAGCCCACGCCUGACCCCCCGUCUGAGCCGCAAGCGGGCACUGUCCAUCUCCCCGCUGUCGGAUGCCAGUCUGGACCUGCAGCGCAUGAUCCGGACCUCGCCCAACUCACUGGUGGCCUACAUCAACAACUCACGCAGCAGCUCGGCGGCCAGCGGUUCCUACGGGCACCUGUCAGCCGGAACGCUUAGCCCAGCCUUUACCUUCCCACACCCCAUCAACCCCGUGGCCUACCAGCAGAUCCUAAGCCAGCAGCGGGGCCUGGGAUCAGCCUUCGGACAUACGCCACCCCUGCUCCAGCCCUCACCCACCUUCCUAGCCCAGCAGCCCCUGGCCCUCACCUCCAUCAACGCCACUCCAUCCCAGCUCAGCAGCAGCAACUGUGUGAGCGACAGCAGCCAGAACAAGCAGAGCAGCGAGUCGGCCAUGAGCAGCACCGUCCACCCCAUGGCCAUUCACAAACGCAGCAAGGUCAAAUCCGAAACAGAGGGCCUGCGGCCAGCUUCGCCGCUGGUGCUGACACAGGGUUCUUCUGGUUUCGGCUCACAUGGACCUGUACUUCUUCACCAGGAGCAGCUGGCUGACCUCAAAGAAGACCUGGACAGGGAUGAGUGCAAACAGGAGGCCGAAGUGGUCAUCUACGAGACCAACUGCCAUUGGGAAGACUGCACCAAAGAGUAUGACACCCAGGAGCAGCUGGUGCACCACAUCAACAACGAGCAUAUCCAUGGGGAGAAGAAGGAGUUCGUCUGUCGCUGGCAGGCCUGCACGCGGGAGCAGAAGCCCUUCAAGGCACAGUACAUGCUGGUGGUACACAUGCGGCGGCACACGGGUGAGAAGCCACACAAGUGCACGUUCGAGGGCUGCUCCAAGGCCUAUUCUCGUCUGGAGAACCUGAAGACGCACCUGAGGUCCCACACCGGGGAGAAGCCGUACGUGUGUGAGCACGAGGGCUGCAACAAGGCCUUCUCCAACGCCUCGGACCGUGCCAAGCAUCAGAAUCGCACUCAUUCUAACGAGAAACCCUACAUCUGCAAGAUCCCGGGCUGCACCAAGAGGUACACAGACCCCAGCUCUCUGCGCAAGCAUGUGAAAACAGUCCAUGGCCCCGACGCUCACGUCACCAAGAAGCAGCGCAAUGACGUGCACCUCCGCACCCCACUACUCAAGGAGAUUGGGGACAACGAGGCCAAUGGUGGCAGCGGUGAGCCGGGCAGCCGUGGGCCCGAGGAGAGUGCCGAGGCCAGCAGCAGCAGCCAGGCCAUGGAAGACUGCCUACACGGCAGAGCUAUCAAGACUGAGGGCCCCGGGCUGUGUCAGGCCAGCCCCGGGGCCCGGUCAUCCUGUAGCAGCGAGCCCUCUCCCCUGGGCAGUGCCCCCAACAACGACAGCGGCGUGGAGCUGCCGGGGCCGGGGCCCGGGAGCCUGGGAGAUCUGACCGCACUGGAUGACACACUCCCCGGGGCCAAUGCCACGGCCCUGGCGGCCCCCUCCUCCGCCACCACCGUGGGCAGCAGCCUGCAGCUGCGCAAACACAUGACCACCAUGCACCGUUUGGAGCAGCUGAAGCAGGAGAAGUUCAAGUCGCUCAAGGACUCCUGCUCCUGGGCCGGACCUGCUCCACACACCCGGAACACAAAGUUGCCUCCUCUGCCGGGAAAUGGCUCCAUUCUCGAUAACUACGGCAACGGUGGGGGCGGGGUGCCGGCCGGACUGCUGUCCAGCUCGCGGCAGCCCGAGCCAGGCGCCAGCGAGGUGACCAUGCUGAGCCAGCUGCAGGAGCGCCGCGACAGCUCCACCAGCACCGUCAGUUCGGCCUACACAGUGAGCCGCCGCUCCUCCGGCAUCUCGCCUUACUUCUCCAGUCGACGUUCCAGCGAGGCUUCACCACUGGGUGCCGGCCGGCCGCACCACGCCAGCUCCUCCGCUGACUCUUACGACCCCAUUUCCACCGACGCAUCACGACGUUCCAGCGAGGCCAGCCAGUGCAGCGGGGCCGGCUCAGGACUACUCAACCUCACGCCCGCCCAGCAAUAUAGCCUGCGUGCCAGGUACGCCGCGGCCACAGGAGGACCACCGCCCACGCCGCUGCCGGGCCUGGAGCGCAUGAACCUGCGCACGCGGUUGGCGCUGCUGGAUGGCCCUGAAUGUGCACUGCCCGCCACCUGCCCGCGCCUGCUGGCGCCGCGCCGUGGCAGUGAUGGACCAACCUACGGCGGGCAUGGCCAAGGUUCCAUGGGGGCUGCACCCACCUUCCCCCACGAGGUCCCCGGCGCCACCACCCGCCGGGCCAGCGACCCAGUGAGGAGGCCCCUGGAUGCUCUGACACUGCCGCGGGUGCAGCGUUUCCACAGCGCCCACAACGUAAACCCUGGGCCACUGCCUCCCUGCGCUGAGCGCCGAGGCCUCCGCCUGCCAAGCCACCCGAGCACCACCGCAGACGGCAGCCUAGUUCACAGCGCCUACUCCCCUCGGCCACCUAGCAUCAGUGAGAACGUGGUGAUGGAGGCCAUGACCUCGGGGGCGGACGGCACUGCUCCCGAGUCUGACCUGGGGCUGCCAGAGGAUGACCUGGUGUUACCGGAUGACGUGGUACAGUACAUCAAGGCACGCACCAGGGGCGCUCUGGAGGCCAGCUCCAGGCAGGUGCAACCUUCGGAAAGCCCUGGCUUCUCCCACAGCCCCAAGCUUCCCAGCCCCGGGCUGCAAAGCCAACGCAGGCUAAUGGCUGCAGACUCCAAUGUGGGCCCCUCAGCCACUGGGCUAGGAGGCUGUCACCUGGGCUACGGGACCCCCUCCAGCCUCAACAAAAACAGCAUGCCCGUGCAGUGGAACGAAGUUAGCUCAGGCACCAUGGACACCCUGGCCCACCAGGCCAAGCCUCCUCCCUACCCAACCAACAACCUGGCCAUAGUGCCACAAAAGGCAGCCUUUGGCCAAUACCCAGGCUACAGCCCACAGGCCCUGCAGCCGAGGCCUGGAAACCUGGACAGCACCCAGUCGCACCUGCAGCCCCGCAGCGGUGCUGGAGUGCCUGCUGCAGCCAGGGUGAACUUUAUGCAGCAGCAGCAGCUGCGACAGCCGGCCAUGGGCAAUCAGUGUGCCAACUUGACCUCCACUGGGAGUCCCCACACUGGUUAUGCUCAAGGCCACUCCCAGCAGUUCUCAUCCUGCAACAACAUGGCAGCCAAGCCAGGCCACGUGGGGCUCCCUCAACAGAUGGAAAUAGCCUCUGCAGGCCCCAUGGCACUGAGCAGCCACCACAGGGACCUUGGGGUCCCCAGUUCUUCCUUGGCUGGGAUACCACCACCUCACGCAGCCCAGGGCUACCCACAACAAAGCCAUCAUUUGGGCACUUCCAUGGACCAAGAGAGUUACCGCCAGGGCUCUAGCAGUCUCCUACCUUCCCAUCAGCCUGGUUUCAUGGAGUCCCAGCAGCUGGGUCCCACAGGAGCAGCUGCACCCAACUUUGGCCUCCUGCAGCCCCAGCCACCCCCAGAGCCCAACCCUGCUGGCCGCCAUCGUGGAAUGCGUGCCGGGCAGCAGCAGCAGCUGGCCUAUGCCAGGGCUACCAUGCCAGCCAACCAAGAACCAGCCGAGGCAGUGCCUAAGGGAGCGAUGGGCUCAGUGCUGCCCCUGCCUCCUCAGGAUACAGAUGGAGCUCAGGACCUGCUCUACUACUAUGGCCAGAUCCACAUGUAUGAGCAGGAUGGAGUCCCAGACGGCCCCCAGCAGUCCCAGCAGGCACAACCGCAGGCUUGCUCAGACAGCGUGCAGCCCCAGCCCUUGCCAUCACCAGGGGUCGACCAGGUGUCCAGCACAGUGGAUUCACAGCUCCUGGAGGCCUCCCAGAUUGACUUUGAUGCCAUCAUGGAUGACGGCGACCACUCCAGCCUGUUCUCGGGAGCCCUGAGCCCCAACCUGCUACACAACCUCUCGCAGAGCUCCUCGCGUCUCACCACACCCCGCAGCUCCCUGGCCCUGCCUACCCUCCCCACGGGCUUCAGCAACAUGGCCGUAGGGGACAUGAGCUCCAUGCUGAGCAGCCUGGCUGAGGAGAGCAAGUUCCUGAACAUGAUGACGUAA